Microplitis demolitor is the source of this 459-nucleotide messenger RNA. RefSeq lists its product as uncharacterized. The transcript has a single exon. The record is from RefSeq and is a predicted model, not a curated record. Bases 1 to 459 code for a protein of 152 amino acids. NCBI's taxonomy places the organism in Eukaryota, Metazoa, Arthropoda, Insecta, Hymenoptera, Braconidae.
AUGUCAUGCUGGCUUGUAGAAGGGCGAACUGUGCUGAUCCAAAAGAAAGAAGACUUGUCUGACCCGAAAAACUACAGGCCUAUCACCUGUUUGAAUGCGUUUUAUAAGAUUUUCACCAAAAUCUUGAAUAAUUGCAUUCUGCAGGAGAUAGACCCUGUAUGGCAGCAGAUAUACGAACAACGUGGCAAUAAAAGAGGCCUGUCAGGUUGCAAAGAGCAUCUGUUAGUGGAUCGUUGUGCCAUUCAAGACGCGAUCUACUAUCAGCGUAACCUGUCAAUGGCCUGGAUUGACUACCGCAAGGCAUUUGAUUCAACAUCUCAUGAGCUUAUUCUCUUCUUGCUCAAAUGCCUUGGUGUCAAUCGCGAUACAGUGGGAUGCAUUCAGCGUACGAUGCAACUUUGGCGAACACGGUUCCACAUUUCAUGUGGCAACGACAAACGUGUAACCGAAGUUGUAUAG